AUGGUCUUCAAUCUUUCAUUUGAGAAUGCUACUGCAAUUCAUCUGAGUGUGGAGAGGACUGCCAGUAAUGCUAUUGGCAAGCGAAUGUUGUUUCAACUCAUGGAAUCUGAGAAUUGGCUCGAAGUACCAGCAAUGAUACCACCAAAUGAUGGAAAGGAUAGGUCUUCCUUAUUCUAUUCCUGUAUGACUCAAUUAUCUCUUCUUGCUUAUAUGGGUCCAUUUGUUAUUAAUUGUUGCAUGGCAACUUUCAGUCACCCUUUCCACAAAGUUGUUGGAUAUUCACAUCAAAAACGUAUCUAUCUUCCUAUACACUCUUUAAACCCUCCACAAAGACAAGGAAAGCCCGUUUUUGCAAACAAACCUCUUCUAAAUAUGCUUGUUAAUGACAUGGGCGGGCAUGGUAGAGCUCUAGAGGCACUUGAGAUAGCCAUCAAAGGUAAAGACUUGGAUAAUUGCAACUUUGCAGAAUUAAUGAAUGAGAUACGUGUGAGACUUGUUGACCGUUAUAGUGAAUGGGUUUGUAAGAGCAUCUAUUUAAAACCAGUCCUUCAGAUAAUAUUGUCACAGAAAACUAUACAUGAGAAUUUCAUCAUCCCUGAAACAGAAAUCAGAAUUGCAGAACUCUCACAAUUGGGACUGGUUCAGUUUAUGAAUGAUGAGGGAGAAACCGAUCAAGGACGAUUAUCUUGUCCUUACAUAUGGAUUUGGAUAAUGGCGAACAAGUCAGAUGAUCCUAUUCUUAGUAAUUGGAAUUUCCAAUAUUAUCAAGAAUGUCAAAGUAUGGAUGAACUGACUGUUCCACCAGGAUACCAAUAUUGGCAACAUUUUGAAGAUUUCAUUGCUAGGUUUUGUGUGCUCAAAUCACAGCUAUAUGGUUAUGGGGACAAUGUUCUAUUGGAAGAGCUUCACAAGGGAGCAAAACAUAAUUUUUACAAUUUAACAAUCACAAACAAGCCACUAUUACUUGAAAAGGCUGUCAACAAAGUAAGCACUAAAUCAGGCGAUACUCCACCCGGUGACUGUUUCUGUCCUAUUUAUUUCACUGGCACAUCACAGCUUUGUUUUGAAAGUUACCAAUGUAAGCUUUUGAAAAAUGCUUCAAUAGAUCAGAAAGAAUUUAAUGUAGAGUAUGAAAAAGCAGCAUGUGAUCAGGAUAUUUUCAUCUUAUUUACACAUGGGUCAUCUAAUAUUGUUCAGCUUCCAUUAAGUGCUAGCUUUUCCCAUUUGACAGCAAUUACUGGUAUAGGUGUAAAAUUUGCUUCAAAAAUAAUUGAAGAGAGAGACAAAUGGAAAUUUGAUAACAUUACUGAUGCUAUUACCAGGCAAGAAGCUUUUAUAUAG
Messenger RNA from Entrophospora candida, 1341 nucleotides. NCBI's taxonomy places the organism in Eukaryota, Fungi, Glomeromycota, Glomeromycetes, Entrophosporales, Entrophosporaceae. The record is from the annotation of a GenBank genome assembly.